CUGAUGGAGUCACGCUGGUGAAGCUCUUCGCAGCCACUCUUUGAUUAAGUCUUAGUGUUGAACAGUUAGAUUAUUCUUGUCAUUGCCUACAAAGAUAUGGAUAAAAGUUUGACACUAGCUUCUUUGUUUAGUGUUGUAUUUGUGCUGAAAGUAACGCAAUAAUGCAGCUUUGACAACUUCAAUCGUUCCGUAUACCUGAAAGCUGAUUGGCUCAGUUACACGUCGGUUCAGCGUCUGACAAGGAAACAGAUUCUCAGCUCUUCACAGUGUGCACCAGUACAUCUGCAAAGCAGCUCUGAUAUGACUGAAAGAAGCCUCUCUCUUCAGCUGGUCAAAAGAGCUUAGGUACAGAUGAAAAUUACCAUUCCGAAAUGUGACAGGAUGUUGAACCACCACUGCAGAAGGAACCCUGAGCUUCAUGAAGAGCUGCAGAUCCAGGCUGCAGUGGCAGCAGGGGAUGUAUACACUGUUAGGAGAAUGCUGGAGCAAGGAUACUCGCCAAAGAUCCGCGAUGCCAAUGGCUGGACACUGCUUCACUUCUCGGCAGCCAAGGGAAAAGAGAGAUGUGUUCGAGUUUUUCUGGAGCAUGGAGCUGACCCCACAGUGAAGGACUUUAUCGGUGGCUUCACCGCACUUCACUAUGCAGCUAUGCAUGGCAGAGCGCGCAUUGCCCGACUGAUGCUGGAGUCAGAGUUUCGAAGUGACAUCAUAAAUGCAAAAAGUAACGAUGGCUGGACGCCGCUGCAUGUGGCUGCCCACUAUGGUCGAGACUCAUUCGUGCGGCUCCUGCUCGAGUUCAAGGCCGAGGUAGACCCUCUGAGCGACAAAGGAACCACGCCACUACAGCUCGCCAUAAUCCGCGAGCGCUCCAGCUGUGUACGGAUCCUCCUUGACCACAGCGCCAACAUUGACAUUCAAAAUGGCUUCCUGCUACGCUAUGCUGUCAUCAAAGGCAAUCACUCAUACUGCCGCAUGUUCCUGCAGAGGGGAGCGGACACUAAUCUUGGACGCCUUGAAGAUGGCCAAACUCCCUUACAUUUGUCAGCUCUAAGGGAUGAUGUGUUGUGUGCCCAGAUGCUCUACACCUAUGGAGCAGAUACCAAUACUAGGAAUUACGAGGGCCAGACUCCGGUGGCCGUGUCUGUUAGCAUGUCAGGGAUUAGCCGGCCUUGUCUGGAUUUCCUGCAGAAGGUCACAAGACAACCUCGGACUCUACAAGAUUUGUGUCGAAUAAAAAUCCGUCACUGUAUUGGCCUUCAAAGCUUGAAAUUCUUGGAGGAUCUACCACUUGCAAAGGUUAUGAAAGACUAUUUAAAACACAAGUUUGACAGUGUGUGAAGCAAUAACACAAGAAUAGGAGAGAUGACAAAUCUCUUAAGAGACUAUGCAAUCAUCCUCAUCUGAAAGGAAAGGUACAGAAACCAGUUGUGAACUUGUUCACAGGGCAUUUUCUUCACCUAGUUCUCAGUGCAUUAAAACAUUAUUCAACCUUUUUACAAUAAGAAAAGUUGCCCAAGAAUGGAAAUGGAUCCACCUCAAGUUUGUUUUUUCAUUUAGUUUUUUGUGGUUUUGUAGAAAAGAGAAACCUCAUUUGACUGCAGAAAACAUUCUUCCUGCACUUAGGAUUUUUACUCUUUAUUUUCUUUCUGUAAAUGUGCAUGAUGAUAUUCUCCAUGGGUAUACUCAGUGUAUUGAUUGUCAUUUUGUUUAUCAUUAAACCUUGUUUAAAACAAAGUGCUUCAAUGAUCAUGAUUAUGAUUUCAAAAUUAGAAUAAUGAUUUCAAAAAUGUUAUGAAUGCUAAUUAUAAUUGUUAAAAAAGCAAACAACAAAUUCUCCAGUGCGCUCCCUGAUUUGUUUUACUGCACAACACCUGAGCCUGAAUCCAAAAGGCACUGCAUUUACAUUUCUGAAUCACUACUUACAACAGGCAUGUCUCAGCUGUAUUCCUCACAUCGAUGGCUCUUUGAGAGUGUCCUUCUGCUUUGGAAGGAAAGGAGUAAGAAAAAAUAUGGAGCUUUAGGUGGCCGGGAAAUAUGGAUUCUGUGUUAUAUCUAACAGCACAGUGUAGAAUACUACUAUACAAACAUGAAAACAAGUUGUGAAUUAUUCCAAACAAUUAAACAAACUUUCAUACCAGCUAGUUUUUGGUUUGCUUGUCCAACCAGAUUGAGGUUGAUUUUAAAAUAAAUUGAAAGGUUUCAAGCUUCUACUGGAUGCUGUGACAAAAGCAGCAAGAAUAUCUUUUUAAAAUGGCAUUACAUUUAGUACAACAAUAGACUAUGCAGACAUAUUUUGACUUUAUUAUGACACAACAAUAUACCCAGCAUAUAGAGUUUUGCAACCGAGGUUAACGCUCGAAACUCUGUCACUUAAAAAGUGGGCUCUCCGUUUCUGUGCCAUAUGUAGUUAUUGAGCGUGGAGUGGGAAGCGCUGUGUUGAAAGUCCGUGUUGAUGUUUGUUUCAAAUGUGAUAUUCAUAUUACUGGUUUAAUCAAUCUGUUCUAGUGACAACAUCCUGUCAUUCCAGCAUAAGUCACAAUAACUGUUAAUCAUGGCUAGAUCCAGACAUCGUGUGUCUGGUAGAACCAGGUUUCAUUAAGAUAUUUGAUGACUUGGCAGCGUAACCACCUUUGAGUUCUCUGCUGUUGUCAUGUCUUUGUGUUGUCUGUAUUUUAUUCAGCAAAUACAAAUAUCCUGCCCCACUCAUUGCACACGAGCACUGAGAAAGGAUGAUCUCUGUGCUACAUCGGGAAAAGUAAACAUGCACAGACCAGUGUCUCAGUCAUGGUGUCAAUUAGAAGCAGGAUUUAUAAGACAAAUGCUGUCUUUGUGAUAAAACUCACAAGAGACCUACAAAGUCAUAAUCUGUUACUGUGACAGUUGUGUUUGUUACGUAUUGACACCAAUAUGUAAAAUUGAAAUUGCCUAACUUAAAGAGCUGUGAGGCUGCUUAUUUAAGCAUGAGGUCAAUCUUUCACAUGUUAAUGGGGAAAGGUUUUCAGGUGUGCAAAAGCAAUUCAUGGGAGCAAGAAUACUAAAGUCCUGAAUUAGUAACAUGGAUAUACAAUCACUAGAAGCUAAGAUCAGUGUAAAUAUGUGACAUGGACAAGAGAUAUUUUUUGGAGAAUUUAUUUAAACGAUGAUCUCUAAAUGUAUUUAAAGUCUGGAAAGUAUUGUGAUCUGUUUGUUGUGACUCAUGUUUCUUUUUGUUCAAAUACAUGAAACAUUUGGAAUCAGUGUGUUUGAUUUCUAUUGCAGACAUGCUUUCUUAAAAUUAAAAAACUUGCAGUUAACUGUUUUGGGAGAGAUACUGUGAAUCUUUUUUUUUUUUUUUACUUAUUACAAAAUAA
Molecule: messenger RNA, 3350 nt
Organism: Neolamprologus brichardi
Lineage: Eukaryota; Metazoa; Chordata; Actinopteri; Cichliformes; Cichlidae
Gene: asb7
Product: ankyrin repeat and SOCS box containing 7
Biological process (GO): intracellular signal transduction
Molecular function (GO): protein binding
Source: RefSeq, a predicted model, not a curated record